Molecule: messenger RNA, 3861 nt
Organism: Alternaria infectoria
Lineage: Eukaryota; Fungi; Ascomycota; Dothideomycetes; Pleosporales; Pleosporaceae
Exons: 3
Coding region: 1-3861 (1286 amino acids)
Molecular function (GO): protein binding
Source: RefSeq, a predicted model, not a curated record
AUGGAGACGACCGCAAGCAUCAUAGCAGUCGCGCAGUUAUGCGAAAAGGUUAUCCAAUACAUCAAAACUGUCCAUGGGGCCAAACAUGAGAAGCAGCGCCUUCGCUCACAAGUCCGCAAUUGCAGUAACCUGUUACUGCAGUUGCAAGACGACGUGGAAGAUUCUGACGAAGCCGAAGAAUGGACUAAGACUCUAGAGCUACUUUCUGUUCCGCUCGCGCGUCUUCAGGAGGCAUUGAGCCUGGCAGCCGUUGCGUUAUCCGCCCGAGACAGCAUUUCCGAGAAGUUGGGAUGGCCAUUCAAAGAGAAGGAUGUGGAGAAGUUGAUUGAAGCAAUCAAGAGUGAGAUGGCGAUGGUCUCAUUAGCUCUGGAUCGCAAUGCAACAAGACUGCUUCUCACUAUCAAUGCUCGGUCUAGGAAUAACGAACAGCGGCUCAUCGAAUUGAAGGAUAGUUUGGAAGUUCGUAUCGAUGCUGCCCAUCGAGAAUUGAAAGAGAUCGGCCACAAGAUCCAACUUGUGCAAACAAAUCAAGAUGAUGUGCGGAAAGACUUAGAUGAUCGCCAAGCUUUCGAAGAGGCUGCCAAAACACGUCAGCUUAUCUUAAGCUGGGUCCCAUCCACUAGCCACGACUCUCAACAGCGAGAUGCUAUCAGUAGGCGACAACCUGGAACUGGCGUAUGGCUCUUGAGGUCAGAACAGUAUCAAGAUUGGCUGAGUACGGAAGGAGGGACCCUGUUCUGUCCUGGUAUCCCAGGGGCCGGAAAGACUAUUCUCGCGUCAAUCAUCAACGCUGAUCUUUGGGAGCGAUAUCACGACGAUGCUGAGAUUGGGUUAGCCUACCUGUUUUGCAACUUUAAACGUCGCGACGAGCAUACGUUGGACGGUCUCUUGUUCCAAUUACUAAGACAACUUGUCGAACAGCAGCCGAUAUUACCGAAACAAGCCCAGGAAUUGUAUGAACAGCAACAGAAAACAGCAUCGAAUCGAACGAUAGCCAUUGCCGAGAUCCUGCAAGUAGUAGCGGCCGAGUACAAGAGGAUAUUUAUCGUCUUAGACGCGCUGGACGAGUGCCCAACGGCUGAUGACUGCCGCACCGAGCUGCUGUCUCACAUAGCAAAGCUGAGAAGAUCCACCACCGUUACAGAAUCCAUCACCGCUCCAGAACUCAUCACCGCUACAGAACCCACUGCCGCUCCAGAAUCCACGGAGGGAGAGCCGCAGAGUCUAGUCAAUCUUCUUGUUACAUCAAGAAUCAUACCGGACAUCACCGAGCGAUACAAGGAUCAUCCACAAUUGAACAUCGAAGCCCACGACGCAGACGUACGAAGUUACCUAGUCAAGAGUAUGCCCCGUCUUCCUGGAUUUGUGCAGAAGAGUACCGAGCUACAAGAAGAAAUUAUGACUAAGAUCAUCGGUUCGGUGCGAGGAAUGUUCCUCUUAGCUAAGCUACAUUUUGACACCAUGGUUGGCAAGAAAUCCGUAAAACAAAUCCGGACGAGUCUCGCAAAGCUUGCAACUGGAUCAGAAGCUUACAACUCCGCAUACGAAGACGCAAUGGAGCGUAUCAAAGGGCAAGUUCCAGACCAAGCAGAGUUAGCUACGCAGACACUAGCACUUAUUACGUGCGUCCGAAGACCACUCUCUACAUCGGAGUUGCAACAAGCACUUGGUGUUGAAAUGGACGAACCAGAUCUCGACCCUGAAAACUUUUCAGAGAUUGGAGAUGUUGUCUCGGCAUGCGCUGGGCUUGUCACUAUUAGCGAGGGUAGUGAGAUCAUACGGCUCGUGCACUACACAACGCAAGAGUACCUUGAGCGAACUCAGCAACGAUGGUUUCCCGACGCUCAGGCUAUGAUUACGAGAGUCUGUACAACUUACCUUGCUUUCGAGGUCUUCGGCGGGCUAGAGGACGUGCAGCAUCACACGACAUCUCAUAGCCCGACUGGCGGCGUCUUAGCCAAGUCGACACCUCGCAGUGGAUCGCCGAAUGAGUUCCAAAUACCUACAUCGAAAUACACUUUCUACGAGUAUGCCGCCAAUCAGUGGGGUCACCAUGCACAUUUGGCACCAACCGCAUACUGUCAGGUGAUGAACUUCCUUGAGCGUCCUGCCAAUGUGCUGGUAGCUCAUGCGAGGGCUCUGCCUCGCUAUCGACAGCUGGUUUCCGUUGACCCAGUACAUAUUGCUGCAGAGUUUGGCUUAGAGUCGCCACUAAUCGAGCUGCUCAAGCGGGAAGCAGACCCUAACUCAGUAGCUAUUUACCAGGACACAAGGCCUUGGCAGUAUGAGCGAGAGUCAAUCACACCGCUACUACUCGCAGCGAAGCAUAGUCAUGAGAAUAUUGUAAAGAUCCUGCUUGCGCACGGCGCCAAUGCGAGCUACGUUAACGAGCAUCGAAAUAGCGCAUUGACCUAUGCAUUGGCUAACAAGGACUUUGGUCUUGUCGAUGUACUGAAGAAACAUGGUGUCGAUCUCGAGCAUCCCACCGAACUACAUCAGGCCGCGGAAAGUGGCGAUUUGCAGCUCAUCGAGGACCGCAUUGGAAAUGCUUCCUCACGUAUCAAUGCAUUGAAUAGCCGACGCGAAACGGCAUUACUUGUGGCUGCACGCUCUGGUCAUUACGACGUGGCCAACUAUCUUGUCAAAGCUGGGGCAAAUCUCGAAGUCUCUGACUAUCAUGGUCACACUCCCCUUCUGGCCGCAACACGAUCUAACCGUCCAAAAAUUGUCGAUUUGCUUGUCACAGCAGGCGCCGAUCCCAACGCUGUCAACUACGAAUUCCCGACAAACCCUUGGCACCUUGAGAAAGAGACAACCCAUGAAGCUGGUGUAAGAAAAAUCCUCGGGGCGCAGACUCGACCCGACAAAAAGUACCGCAGUGGUGCAACCGCUCUUAUGCUUGCAGCCAACGUGGAUAGUCAAGCUAGUGCAACUCUACUCUUGAGAUCUGGUGCCGAAGGAUGGGCAAGAGACGUCCACCAACGAACAGCAUUGGAAUAUGCCAUCCUAUCGAAGUCAGUUUCUGUAGUAAGGGUUAUUUUUGAACUCUGCCCAACUCAGCUACGAAAAGACGUGUUCAACGAGUAUUUGUGCAUGGCUUCUGAGAGUGCUCAUGCCGGCAUGGUCGAGUUACUCUUGGGCUUUAGUGACAAGAUACAAUCCAACGCACCUGGAAAAUCUUCAGGUAAAGCUUCAGCAUUGACAGCAGCUGUCCAAGCGUGCUCAAGACUGAAUGAACGAGAUAGAAAUUACGCCAAGAUGGUCGCAGGUUUUAAGGCUGUCGCUGAAACACUGUUACGUGCUGGUAUUGAGUAUGAGUACGAUGCGUUUCAUCAUACAACAGAUCAUAUUCUGGAGACACUCCUUCACGCUGAGGCCGGUUUCGAUUUCAGAUUUGAAGACGGUUAUACGCUAUUCAUCUGGGCAUGUCUGUACGGCGAUGUCAGCCUUGUCGAACGUUACCUCCAGCUGGGCGGCAAUCCAAACGCUGUCAACGAACAGGGUCUUUGCCCGCUCUACGAACUCUGCCAUGCCCGCAAACCGGAAGAAGGCAAGAUCAAAGCGCUCUUGUAUUACGGUGCCGAUGUCAACUACCAAGACAAAUACGGUCGCACUCCGCUUUUCGCUUUUCGUCCAGCAGUGGCUGGCGCCGUGGACAUAAUAAAACUGCUUAUAGGGGCUGGAGCAAACAUAAACCAUCGAAGUAACAAGGGCCGAACACCCCUGUUUCUAGCAGCGAAAAAUCACGAGGUCGAGGUCGUCGAGCUCUACCUGCGCCACGGAGCGAGUGCAAUCACGAGAGAUCGGGCUGGCCUAACUCCGCUUUCGCUUGCUCUUUCGCUCACCAAAUGGCACCGUUAG